AUGUCUUCUCUCAAGUCGAGGACGCCGUCCAACGCUGGCUAUGCGGUGGGGUUCGAGAAUGCUGUCGAGCAGCGUGAACCUGUCACUCUCCGAGUGAAGGGCGAGAUUCCUCCCUGGUUAACCGGUCGGCUCUACCGAACGGGGCCGGGCACAUUCAGGGUGCCCUCGAAAAAGGCCCCUGGCGAAAUGGUGAAUCUUGCGCACUGGUUCGAUGGACUCGGCAUGGCGCAUCGCUUCGACAUCACGCCGUCCGGCUCCGUCCUGUAUCGCAGCCACCAUACCUCACUCGGUUUGCAAUCCCGCCUGGAGAAGGCGGGGGCCAUGGUGGGCGUCUCUUUUGGCGACCAGGACCCCUGCGAGACGAUCUUCUCGAAGUUCUUCACGAUGUUUCGCCCGGGCGCAACCCAGGUGCCGUCCCCCAGGAAGGGUGCUCCGGACGAUGUGAACGUCUCCGUGACGUUGACUCCAGACAUGCCCGGGUUUGCCUCGCAUGCGUCGACCUUAUCCACCACCUCUCCCAAGAACGUCCCGCGGUAUCUGGUCGCCAAGACGGAUGCAGACACACUCCAGGUCCUCGACUCGGAGACACUGCGACCUCUGCACGCAACUACGUACAAGGAGCUGGACCCUCGCCUCGAUGGUCAAUUAAGCGCCGCACAUUCCUGCCGGGACAAGGAAACCGGCGAAUUCUUCAAUUACUCUCUAAAGUUAGGCCCGAGGCCUACUUACAAGGUUUUCCGCCUUCGCCCCACACGGAACGGUGAAGGUCAUGAGUGCGACAUACUCGCCGAGAUCACUGAUGCGCCACCUGCAUAUUUGCACUCGUUUGCUAUGACCCAGAAUUAUGUCGUACUGUGUGUCUGGCAGGCUGACUUCACAUUUUUCGGGGCCUCGAUCCCAUUCAAUCGCAGCAUCGCCGGGUCUAUAAAUAAGAAGUGGAAUUCAAAACGAGACGCGCUAUUCUACGUUAUCGACCGCAAGGCCGGUGGCGUCGUGGCAAAAUUCAAGACGCCACCUUUCUUCGCGUUCCAUGCUAUCAACGCCUAUGACCGCGGCACAGGCAUCGUCCUCGAUCUCGCCAUAUACGACGACCACCGCGUAAUCGACCUAUUCUACCUGGAUACCCUGCGUAACCUAAGCGCGGAGAAUCCCGUGCUCCUCAGUCGUGCACGCCGCUUCAUCCUCGAAGACGUUCUGAGCUCGAAGGGAGCGCAGGCGAAAGUCGCGAGGGACGCGAAGGUCGAGUAUACCGUCUCCCACACCUCGAGCAUCGACUUGCCCACCGUCCACCCCGCUCUGUAUCACAAGCCCUACCGUUUCGCGUACGGCAUCAAUAAAUCCGACCCGGCACUUCCCACCUUCGCCGACCGCAUCGUGAAGCUCGACAUGGACUCCCCCGGCGCGGAGCCCAAAGCAUGGGCCGUCCCGGGGUACACGCCCGGCGAGCCGGUGUUCGUGCCAAAGCCCGGGUCCUCUCCCAUCGACCAGGAGGACGACGGCGUGGUUCUUAGCGUCGUACUAGACGGCGAUUCCGGGAAGAGCAUGCUCGUCGUGCUUGAUGCGCGUGAGAUGACGGAGCUGGCUCGGGCGGAGAUGGAUACCCACUUUCCUAUUUCUUUCCACGGCGUCUGGGCUCAGCAGGCUAAAUGGCUAAAUGUCCGUAAUAGCCUUCCUCUCGAUUCAGGUGGUUGGACCAAUGUUUGGAUCUGCUUCACCGAAGCCCCCGAUACUGGUACCAUCAAGUACUGCAGCUCAUUCUGA
Gloeophyllum trabeum ATCC 11539 is the source of this 1761-nucleotide messenger RNA. Its product is annotated as carotenoid oxygenase. Gene Ontology annotation, molecular function: carotenoid dioxygenase activity. The coding region runs from base 1 to 1761 and encodes 586 amino acids. The record is from RefSeq and is a predicted model, not a curated record. NCBI's taxonomy places the organism in Eukaryota, Fungi, Basidiomycota, Agaricomycetes, Gloeophyllales, Gloeophyllaceae. The transcript has 6 exons. Gene Ontology annotation, biological process: carotene catabolic process.